AUGGAUUUCUCCCUCGAGGAUACACAGAACUCGGCUCCCGGAUUAUCCAACAUGGCUGAACAACAGAAGCUCACCGUCGCUCCGAGGAAGGCGGACACUCAGAGUGUCACCAAACGACUUCAGUCAGAACUCAUGACUCUCAUGAUGUCCCCGACCCCAGGAAUAUCUGCUUUCCCCGAUGCAGACGGCAAUCUAUUGCACUGGACCGCAACCGUCGUUGGGCCCAAAGAUACUCCCUACUCCGACCUCAAUCUCAAACUUAGCUUUGAUUUCCCCGGGAACUAUCCCUAUGCACCGCCCACAGUGCUGUUCAAGACCCCAAUCUAUCAUCCUAACAUCGACUUCAGCGGGAGGAUAUGUCUGGACAUCCUCAAGGAUAAGUGGAGCGCAGUUUACAAUGUCCAGACUGUCCUUCUGAGCUUGCAGAGUCUGUUAGGUGAACCCAACAAUGCCAGUCCCUUGAACAACGAAGCCGCCCAGCUCCACCAAAAAGAUCCCGAGGAAUACCAACGGAAGGUCCUGGCUCGACAUCAGGAUAUCGAUGAAUGA
Messenger RNA from Exophiala aquamarina CBS 119918, 549 nucleotides. Its product is annotated as ubiquitin-conjugating enzyme E2 C. The transcript is spliced from 3 exons. The record is from RefSeq and is a predicted model, not a curated record. Bases 1 to 549 code for a protein of 182 amino acids. Lineage: Eukaryota; Fungi; Ascomycota; Eurotiomycetes; Chaetothyriales; Herpotrichiellaceae.